Messenger RNA from Trametes versicolor FP-101664 SS1, 2348 nucleotides. RefSeq lists its product as uncharacterized. The transcript is spliced from 13 exons. The record is from RefSeq and is a predicted model, not a curated record. The coding region runs from base 100 to 999 and encodes 299 amino acids. NCBI's taxonomy places the organism in Eukaryota, Fungi, Basidiomycota, Agaricomycetes, Polyporales, Polyporaceae.
AAACUCACAGCCCGCUCUCUCUUCCCAACACAUCCAACACACCAACUUCGCUUUCAUAUCAGUCACAACCUCCAACUUCCCUUUAGCAACAUACGUGCAAUGUCUGCUUCUACGUCAAGAAAGGUCGCAAAGAAGGUCCUGUCCGUGGAGACGGAUGAGGGCGCAGGUGCCAAAGUACGGCGGUCCAUCGGUACACCACAGCUGAGGAACCUCACACCGUUCCUCAUGCUUGAUCAUUUCCAUACCCCAGCCGGAGCGGGAUUCCCAGACCACCCCCAUCGCGGUCAAGCGACCGUGACAUACAUGCUUGAGGGGUCAAGUUUGCACGAAGACUCCGCAGGCCACAAAGGCAAGAUCGAGGCCGGCGGUGUACAGUGGAUGUGUGCGGGCCGAGGCAUUAUCCACGCCGAAAUGCCGCAAUCCGGGCCUGGGAUCCCAGACCCCCGUGGCCUGCAGCUUUGGGUCGACUUGCCAAAGGAGUUCAAGAUGGUCGAGCCCUCGUACCAGGAGCUCGGGCCUAAGCAGAUACCUGAGGCAUACCCGCAGGGCAAGGAUGGCCCCGUGAAGAUCAGGGUCAUCAGUGGCAAGAGCCACGGCGUCGAGUCGCCUGUCCGGCCACUCGGCGGUUGCUGGUAUUUCCACGUUAUAUUCAGCAAGCCAGGGACGAUAUUCCAGGAUAUCCCGGCCGGCUGGACGACCUUCCUCUACACCCUGAAAGGCGCCGUACGUGUAGGUUCGGACUCAACAGUCCAUGGACCAUUCCACACGCUUGUGCUUUCCGCCGCCCCUGACGAGACGGGCAUCGAGUUCACCGCGACCGAGGACAACACCGAGUUUAUCUUGUGCGCGGGCGAGCCGCUCGACCAGACCGUGGUCCAAUACGGCCCCUUCGUGAUGACCUCGAAAGAGGACAUCCAGAAGACCUUCAUCGACUACCAGUACGGCCGGAACGGCUUCGAGAAGGCACACGUCUGGAAGAGCGAAAUCGGCAAUAUGUAAUUCGCCGGGCACGCUAUAGCCCUUGUACCCCCUGUAUAAUAACCCACUGCGACGUAAUUCAAGCGCGAUGCCUCGGACUGCGCUAUGCUGUCCGCGUUUUCUUCUCCUUCCGCCGGCCCGGCUUCUCCUCGUCCUCGGAGUCCGAGUCUACGACGGGCAUUGCGUCCCAAACGUCGUCCUCGUCCACGACCUCGCCCGCCGUGCCGACAGACGCGUCUAUAUGGCCGUCCCAGACGACAACGGUGGGUGUCACUUUCAUGUACAGUUUGUCGAGCACGUCGCCCUUGCGUUCCUGCUGCGCGCCUGCCUCUGCGGGCGGGCUAAACGUGCUGUGCAGCCGCACGAACCGGUCUUGCGCAGCGGACGCGAGCAGAGAGUGCGUGGGUGCGAUUGAGGAGACCGCACCAGCGAGGCCCUUAUAGCUGUAGAUCGUCCGCCCGUUUCGCAAAUCCAGUGCGGCAAGCAGACAUCCCCUGUCGGCAACAAACACCUCAUGUUCGUUGGAGCCCUUUUCGACGGCACUGACCCCGCCUGUCUUGCCUAUCCCUUUCCAAUCGGAAACCGGUCUGCGGGCAGCGCGGGUAUCAUAUCUCCGGAUGCCGCCAUUUGCUGUUCCAAUGAGCAGAUGUUGUUGAGACGCAGAAGUUGAGGGUUGUAGGUAUGUAAGGGCCGUAUUGUGCACCGGUUGGCGUAGGCUGAGAUGGUCGUUCGGUACAUUUUUCGCUCUCCAUAGCUCCCCAGGUAGUAGCUGGUCACUCCGUUUCCGCUUCUUGGUCUCAGUGGAAGCAUUUUGGGGUGCGGCUUCCUGAGGUCGAGAGAACGCCUUCUCAGUGUCCCAGAGGGAGAGCUCGACCUCGUCUCCGCCGUACGCAAAGGAUGUGCUGUCGGAAGAGAGGCGCCAUUCGCACAAUCGCAUGGGGAGUGCUGCUAGGGAAGACGAGGGUUCGGCACCGUUUUCUCCAGGUUUUGUGAGGCGCAGCGCGCCAUUGGAGGUGCAGGAGUAGACUCCGUUUUCUGUGUUGGCGAGCCCUACGAACCGCUGGCCGUCUUUCAAACGCGGUUCCGACCACUCAUGUACGACCGAGAGCUUGGUCUCAUCGGUCACUUCGUACAGCGACGCGGAUCCGUCCGCGCGGAGUGCGGACAACAGAGUAUCUGAGCCUGCCGAGUGCACUGCGAGCUUCUGUACAGUUUUACUCCGGCCGGAGGGGCUCCCGGGCACGAGUACCGUCGUGGUUGGCUUCCAUUCAUUUUUUGUCUCGCCAGGUGCGUACGAGAUAGACUUUAUAGCCCCGAGUUCGUCUCCAGAGAAGAAGUGUGGCAUGGCGAGGCGAGGAGCGGAGUGGUCG